Anoplophora glabripennis (Asian longhorned beetle) is the source of this 470-nucleotide messenger RNA. Its product is annotated as eggshell protein 1-like. The record is from RefSeq and is a predicted model, not a curated record. The transcript is spliced from 2 exons. Lineage: Eukaryota; Metazoa; Arthropoda; Insecta; Coleoptera; Cerambycidae. The coding region runs from base 108 to 434 and encodes 108 amino acids.
AAAUCUGUUCUAAUUGCAAAUUUCGAUUGUGCUGUUCUCUCGGGAGCGCGGGUAACUCUGUAAUACGCAGUGUGUAAUCUAAAGUGGACUGACUACUCAUAAACAUUAUGUCGCUUAAAGUAAUAGCAGUAAUCUUGGUGUUCACAAUUAUCAGUCAGUGUUAUGCAUCGCCAACGCCCGUGGCUGCCCCAGGAUAUGGUAGAGGUUACGGUGGCGGAUUUGGAGGUGGUUAUGGUGGCGGAUUUGGAGGUGGUUUUGGGGGUGGUUAUGGAGGAGGAUAUGGAGGUCCUCCUCCAUAUCCUCCUCCAUACGGAGGAUACAGACCACCUAGGUUUUACAGGCCAUCUUAUGGAGGUUACGGAAGAGGCGGCGGUGGUUUUGUAGGUGGCGGUAUUCUUGUUAUUGGGGGAUUUGGAGGAGGAUUUGGAAAAUAGAGCUGUGUAGAGUUAUGUGUAAAAAUAAAAAGUAUA